CGCCACCUAGAUAUCACAAGGCCUGCGCACUCUGCUUUAUGGCGUCAUGCUAACAGAGCCGAAAUUUCCAUCGCCAAGCCCGGCGUGACACAAGCAGUGACGUCAAAAAUCACCGCGGCUUACUCGGCAGCAUUCACAUUAGCUUCUAUGACAGCCGGCCCUAUAGUAGCGCGACGUCGUAAAGGAGAGCAUAGAGGCCCAGUGCUAUCCACGUGCCUUUGACAAGGCCCAGUGUUUGUGACGUAUAGGUCGGGAACGUGCCGCAAAGUGUUGCCCUCUUUUUAAAUGCAUGGAGCGAGGAGAACGAGCCGGAAUAAAGGUGCAGAGAUAACGAAGGUGGCAGGCUUCCGCGCGUUUCACGAAGGGGGCAAGGUUAUUGCUCAUGCUCGCCCCGGCCCGUUGCCCUUUAUUGACGUUCCGAUAACGCCCUCGACAUCUGCCAGGGGCUCCACGUAACGGCCGUCGCAUUGUGCCAAAGCCGCGAGCCACACCGCGAGCAAUUGGACGCUUCUUAUAACCUGGGCAGUUGACGGAAAUGCAGGCCUCGAAGAUGAUUCGUUACUGCUAUUUUCGUAGAGCGCGAAGGUCCGCCUAAAACACGGAUACUAUACUACAUCGAAGAAGGCAUUCGCAAGUUUUUCUGGCCGGUAGAGUCAUGGAUCACCGGCCUGUGGUCAACAGCUGGAGGCAUCUGCCUCGCUUUCUUCUUGGAUGCGGCUAGAGCUGAGAGCACCGACUGGGAAGACUCCAUGAGGCGGCGGUUCGAGCCGAGCUACGACGACAAGUGGAAGCGACUGCGGUCGCGCACUCACUUGACCACCGGCGCCAUCGUGGGGAUCGUCGUUGCGGUGGUCGCAGCGGUCGUCUCGGUCUUCCUCUGCUGCUGCUACCGACGAAGAAGGCGGCGCAUUCUGGCCACACAGCAGCACGUCGUGCAUCCGGCCAUGGCACCACCGACGUCAGGCGUGGCGCCCUACGCGUACCCCGGAACAUACCCUCCAGUUCCAGUCGCAAUGACUUCUCCGGUGGCUCCGUACCCUGCGCAGAACUACCAGCACCAGGCGGCGCAGCAUGCGCAAAUGGGAAUCCACGCUGGUCAUAACCUGGCGACUCUCUCGCAACAGCCAUCGACACUGCCAAUGCCUUCGCCUACUGCGCCACCCGAACCACCGCCGCCCUACAACUACAGGGCGAACUACCCUCACUGAGGCAUGACCUCAGAGAUUCGGCGGCGCGCGCCGUCCGAUCUCGGAGACAAUGACUCGUCAUUCGGCGGCCGCGAGUGUGAGAAAAAAAAAAAAAAAUCGGUCGAGCAUCGUGGCACAGGAACACCUCGCAACCGCGCGUCACUAAGUACGCCAAGCGUAAGAACAAAGACACUGUUUUAAACUGUCCUGUUUACACAUUCCAGCACAUUCAGUGCACACGUUCUUUCUGAUAGGACACAAGUAGUCCUAGUGAACGUAUUUGUGGACUUCGUUUUUUUUUUCUUUUUUUCUUUU
Dermacentor silvarum is the source of this 1502-nucleotide messenger RNA. RefSeq lists its product as uncharacterized. The transcript is spliced from 4 exons. Bases 750 to 1208 code for a protein of 152 amino acids. Lineage: Eukaryota; Metazoa; Arthropoda; Arachnida; Ixodida; Ixodidae. The record is from RefSeq and is a predicted model, not a curated record.